UCAAUUAAAAAUGAAUUAAGAAUCAAACUGUUUCUUCAAAUUAAUAUUGUAUUUAAUUUAGAUUAAUUAUUAAUAAAACUUAACUAAUAUCAAAAACCUUGCUUGAUGAUAGUGUUGUAAUAAAGUCAGCGACUUACACAAGUACUGAAAGACUGAGGAUAAUAGACUAUAACCUACUCAAGAGCACUUUGUAAAUGACUAUAAGUCUAAAAACAUUGAAUGAUUAUGAACCAGAUUUAUAGUCUGAUCUAGUGGUGUGAUAUGUGAUCACGCCAUAUUUCACUUUGAUCACAGAUAUUUUUAUAGAUUAGGUAAAAAUAUGAUCACGCUAUAUUAAACUUUGACUACAGUAAUUUUUUUAUAGAAUAGGUAAAACUAUGAUCACGCCAUAUUACAACGCUACCACAGUUAUUUUAUAGAUUAGGUAAAACUAUGAUCACACCAUAUGAUACCACAACCUUACAAAUCUGUAUAUAAGUGAUCAGUAGACAUUGAUUAUAGUUAGUGUUAAAUCUCAACAUUGUCUAUAAAUUUUAUGUUUCGUCGUUUCAUACCGUAAUAUAUCCGUUUGCUACAAGUCGAUAACAAACCAAGUAACACAAUUUGAUCAGGUAUAUUUAAUAUAUAUAAAAAAUAUAUGUCGUACUAUACUAAUGUAUCUGCAGGCGAAAGCUCUUCAAAUGAUGAUAAUGAAAGUAGUAUGCUAUCAACACUAUCAUCUUCUUUAAAACCGGUAAAAAUGCAGAAUAAAAAAAGAAAAAAUGAUACUGAACCAAAAGUUAAAAUGACUAAGGCUGGAAAGCAGCGAACAGAAUCAAUAGAGACGUACAAGGAUGCCUUAGCUAGUGUAAUUUCGAAAGGAAAUAUUGAAGAUAACGUUUCUAACUCAAUAACAUUGACGGAAGGAAAUUACACGUAUACGAUUCGGUGUCCAGUAGCGCCAAAAUGCGAUGACUACUACGUCAUUCAACAUUAUAAAACUAGUGUUAUAAAGGACAUUCCGUCACUUGAAAGAUGGAAACAUUCUGAAGCUAGUGUAAAGUUGUACACUAGCACACCUUUCCUGCUGACAACGAAAUAUCAAUAA
Messenger RNA from Aphis gossypii (cotton aphid), 1087 nucleotides. RefSeq lists its product as uncharacterized. The transcript is spliced from 5 exons. The record is from RefSeq and is a predicted model, not a curated record. The coding region runs from base 638 to 1087 and encodes 149 amino acids. Lineage: Eukaryota; Metazoa; Arthropoda; Insecta; Hemiptera; Aphididae.